AUGAGCCAGUUGAUAGAAGUUUAUAACUGCAUUGAUGGUGCCGAGAAUAAGACGAGGAAAGGUGAUUUGAGUGAAUCGUUGAGUAGUUAUAAACAUGCUAUUGAGCUGCUGAAUGGGUUAGAAUGUCAAGGCGUUAGUUUAGAAAUUAUCCAUGCAAUACAGCUGCUUCGACAGGACAUUGAUGCUCGAAUCAAAGAAUUGGAAAGUUUAAUAGAAGGUCAAAAACCGAUAUCUGCUGCUGCUGUUGCGGCUGCAGUCGCUAAAAAUGGAUCUUUAGCGAGUUCCACAGGCUCUACUGCCAAGACAAGAGGUUGGGAUAGCCCUAGAAAUUUGAAUAGUUCAGUUAUGGGGCCUCCAGGAGAUCCCUUAUUAGCAUCGAUAUUUGGCAAAUUGCAGGCCAAUUUAGUCAAUUCCAUAUGCGAACAAUUUAAAGAAGAGGAUCCACAUAUUGUUGGAGAGGUGGAGAAUAGAGUUAGACAACAAUUGGUCAGAUUUAAGAAAGAAUUGGGACUCUAUGAGCAAAAAAAAUCAAAGGAUUAUAGUGUUAGGUUCGAACAAGCAAUUAAUGAGAACAAGAAGCUGUCAAACCAGAUACUAAAGCUUAGGGGAAGAUGGGAUUCGUUGGUGGAAAGUGCCAAGCAGAGACGUAGUAGACAACAUGAGGACUAA
Zygosaccharomyces rouxii is the source of this 669-nucleotide messenger RNA. It is a transcript of the gene ATG38, whose product is annotated as Atg38p. The record is from RefSeq and is a predicted model, not a curated record. NCBI's taxonomy places the organism in Eukaryota, Fungi, Ascomycota, Saccharomycetes, Saccharomycetales, Saccharomycetaceae. The coding region runs from base 1 to 669 and encodes 222 amino acids. The transcript is spliced from 2 exons.